AUGGUCAUAUUUUGGAUGCUCGCUUCUGGGCGAAACCCCGGCCUAACUGCCAAAGCUGAAAGUGUUGUGAACGUGUCAUUCACUACCAGCACCACUGACUUUCCCAACCCCGAACGCGGUUUCUAUCGAGCUAUUUGGUCCACUAACUUGGACUCAUUCACGCAAGAAGACGCCGACGAUGCCUUCGCCGACGGAUAUCGCCUCGUCUACGCGCUCAUCAAUCUCGAACGUUUUAAAAAUAAGAACGCGCUGCCUGACGGUUUUUUAAACGCUUUGAGAAAUGGAUUCGGUUAUGCACGUGCCGCCGGUAUCAAGAUGAUCACACGUUCAGUCUACAACUAUCCGGAUAGCGAAGUGAACUAUGAGACCGCUGCGGACGCACCUUUGAAGCGGAUCAAGGGGCAUCUUUCGCAGUUGAAACCAGUCCUCCGAGACAACGCCGACGUGAUUGCUGUCGUUCAGGCCGGCUUCAUCGGAGCCUGGGGCGAGUGGCACACGUCUUCCAACGGUUUGGAUACCGAUGCCUCAGCCCGUGCCUCAGUCAAGAACAGUUUAAUGGACAACAUACCCCCAUCGCGUUUCGUUCAGUUCCGCAACCCACGCCACAUUCAAAAAUGGGUAGCAGAUCCACCCACCGUGGACGCAGCUAUCGCUCAAAAUUUUCGUUUUGGUUUCCACAACGAUUGUUUUCUCUCCAGCGAUGACGACGUCGGGACGUAUAGUGAAGAGAAGGAGCCCCGCGAUAACGAACGGAAUUACACGGACCGUUUAGGUGACGUUGGACCUUUCGGUGGUGAAACUUGCGACUCCACGUGGAGUUCGACAGCUGUCCGUCGAACCACCUGCUCGGACAUCUUGAAGGAGGGCGCGAUCUACAACCUCAGCUACCUUAACAGCCAGUAUUGGCGACCGGAGUUCCAUGAAAUGUGGAUAAAGAAUGGCUGUAUGCCCGAGGUUCGGCGACGAUUGGGGUAUCGCUUUGCUUUGCUCCAGGCAUCGCACGAGGACACGGUCAGUCGGGGCGGGCUUUUGACGUUGUCUCUGGCCGUAAGCAAUGGAGGAUGGGCUCGAUUAUAUAACGCUCGCUCGCUUCAAAUUGUUCUUCAGAACGUCCGUUCAGAUGCGACUCUGCGCCUUUCAACGUCCGGCGCAGAUCCACGUCGGUGGGUACCAGGAACCAGCACUGUCCGCGUGAACGCCACGGUUCCUUCCGGAUCACCCACCGGAAAUUAUCGUGUACUUUUAGCUCUCGCUGACCCUGAGCAAACUCUAAGCAGUGAUCCGCGUUACUCAGUGCGUUUCGCGAAUGACAAUAAUUCGUCCCUCAAUCAGUAUUGGGAUUCCUCUCUCGGCGGUUUUGCUUUAGGGACGUUUAUUCAGAUCAAGUAG
This is a messenger RNA of Bemisia tabaci, 1389 nucleotides long. RefSeq lists its product as uncharacterized. Lineage: Eukaryota; Metazoa; Arthropoda; Insecta; Hemiptera; Aleyrodidae. The record is from RefSeq and is a predicted model, not a curated record.